Messenger RNA from Nymphalis io (European peacock), 1355 nucleotides. RefSeq names its product synaptobrevin-1-like. Gene Ontology annotation, biological process: vesicle-mediated transport; vesicle fusion. Gene Ontology annotation, cellular component: plasma membrane; SNARE complex. Gene Ontology annotation, molecular function: syntaxin binding; SNAP receptor activity. Bases 116 to 478 code for a protein of 120 amino acids. NCBI's taxonomy places the organism in Eukaryota, Metazoa, Arthropoda, Insecta, Lepidoptera, Nymphalidae. The transcript has a single exon. The record is from RefSeq and is a predicted model, not a curated record.
CUUAAAUUAUUUUAAUGAAAUAGUGAAGUUGUGAACGCCAUAUUUGUUUGCGACUAUUGUAUUUAUUUUUAAGUAAUUGCAUUGUUAAGAUAAUACCUGCCAUUAAAAAGGAAAUAUGGAAAAUCAAGGCGGAACUUCGGGUCCUAGAGUAAGCGAUAAACGCUUAGCACAAACUCAGGCAAAAGUAGAUGAAGUUGUUGGAAUUAUGCGUGUCAAUGUUGAAAAAGUAUUGGAAAGGGAUCAAAAGUUGUCCGAAUUGGAUAAUCGUGCUGAUGCCCUUCAGCAUGGAGCAGCACAAUUUGAACAACAAGCUGGUAAGCUUAAAAGAAAGUACUGGUGGCAAAACUUGAAAAUGAUGUUGAUAAUUGGUGCUAUUGGUGUUGUUCUGCUUAUCAUUAUAAUUGUGUGGGCUACUUCCGGUCAUUCUUCUACCUCAGCGCCGCCUGCAGUACAACCUACACCACAACCAGGACCAUAAUUUUUUUAUUAGCUACACCUGUUCUACAACUACCUAACUAGUAUGAUUCAUACGAAAACAAUGCUUGACUAACUAUAAAGACAUAAAGCGAAAUAUUUUGUACUUUAUAUAUUACCUUCAGAUUUUUAAAAGAUGUUGAAUAUUUCAUAUUUUCUUGUAUUACAAUUUUUAAAAGAUUUUUAGUAUAGUAAAAAUAAAAUCCUAUAAUGCUAAAAAGUUUACAAAUUUAACAGUGCUAUUUAUAUCUUCGAGUAAAUGUUGAAUUUUCUACUAUUUUUGAAUGUAUACAAAUUGCUCUAAUGAGCUAUUAGUAAAUUUAUGUAUGUAUUAUGCCAACUGUGAAAAUGUACACAAAUAAGACUAAAAUUAGAUAUCUAUGCAUAAAUUAUCUAAGAUGAUUUACAGAGCUUAAUUAUGAGCCUGAUUGAAUAAGGAACUAAUUGUAACUAUUAAUUAUUUAAUUGGAGGUAAUGGUAAAGGUGUUUCACAUUUAACUAUAUAUCCUAGUUAUUUUUGUUGUAUAGAUAUAAAUGUCAUUAAAUGAUCAAUUUGACUAUAGUCUACUCUUGAAAUUCCAUUUGUUAAGCACAAUGUAUAAACUGCAGCAGCACAAAUUUAGUUCUUAAACAUUUAGUUGUAACAUGAUAUUCUUAAAAUAUUUUUGUAAGGGGAUCUUGUUCAUUUAUUUUAUUUGCAUUUCUAUUAGAUUUUGACACAGCCAAUGGGACCAAAAAUUUUGUUUGCAACAUAUAAUGUCUAAGGUCCUUCAAUAUUGUCACCAUAAUUAAAAGUGUAAGUUAAUGUUGUAUAUUAUAUUUCUUAUCUUUAUCUAGUUGUUUUAUAUUAUAUAAAUGAAAAUAAAUGUAUUUAUUCUACA